Messenger RNA from Amorphotheca resinae ATCC 22711, 740 nucleotides. RefSeq lists its product as hypothetical. The transcript has a single exon. Bases 252 to 740 code for a protein of 162 amino acids. The record is from RefSeq and is a predicted model, not a curated record. NCBI's taxonomy places the organism in Eukaryota, Fungi, Ascomycota, Leotiomycetes, Helotiales, Amorphothecaceae.
CCCUAGUUCGCAUGACCUUUCCCCACCUUGAGCGGCCCCUCAUUACCCUACUACGACACCACCAAUAUGUUUAUAUUCAUGUAUCACGCUGGAUCUCUAUUGUGCCUUAACUUUCCAUUCUGCACAAGACAGGUUUCCGCUUUCAACACCGCAACCCUCUCGUUCUGUCCCGAUCCAUACGCCCUAGGCAAAGAAUUGAGCGCCGCAAUAUAAUAUCCAGCUCUUGCCGCCACCAUCUUACAGCAACCGUCAUGGACCCUCCACCGUAUGCCCCUUUCGAGCCUCUAUCGUAUACGGAUUUUGAAACGGCCUCCAUCCGCUCUGCGGCUCCCUCCUACACCAGCGAAGCACCACCCUACGUCUCUGCAAACUCCACCUCCCCAAAUAAUGGACUGAACUCACCAUACAUAUACUCGUCUUCUGCCACCUCCCAAUACCAUCGCGCAAACAUCACUCCUUCACUUGCUGCUUUCCGCAUGCCAACAUGGUCACACACUCAAAUCUCUAAUCCUACCGCUAGACACUAUCAUUCUGUUGCGCAACGAAGAGCGACAGCGCGUAUUGUGCGGGAACAAGCCACGCUACUAGCAGCGGCUGUGAAUGGAAAAGAGAGGGUUGCUCUAAUGAAGAGGAAGAUGGAACUAGAGAGGAAGACGAGAAUGCUGGAGGACCCGGACUUGGUCGGAGAACAGGCAGCUGAGGAGAACAAGCAGCAGAGAUUAAGGCGUUUCUCACAGUGA